Molecule: messenger RNA, 1599 nt
Organism: Leptopilina boulardi
Lineage: Eukaryota; Metazoa; Arthropoda; Insecta; Hymenoptera; Figitidae
Product: venom metalloproteinase 3-like
Exons: 12
Coding region: 62-1582 (506 amino acids)
Biological process (GO): proteolysis
Molecular function (GO): metalloendopeptidase activity
Source: RefSeq, a predicted model, not a curated record
CUAAAAUGUAAUUACAUCCAAAAUUUUCAUCAGUUAAUCUCUACACUACUUUUGGAGUAGGAUGUAUUACUUGGCAAUUUUAUUUUGCACUCUUUUUGUGCCCUUUACUCAAUCGUUCUACAUCGACGAUAGAUUUUUAAACGAUGUACCUGACUAUGAGGUGGUGCCAAUUAGUCAUAAAAUAUCCGACGACAAAUUAACAAUUCGAAUUAAAAGAGAUGGGAAAACCAAUGAUUAUCAUUUAAAUCCAAAAGAUAGUUUAUUUUUAGGAAGAGAAUCAAAAGUUUAUACUGCCACUAAUAAUGUUGAGCAUAGUUCCGUUGAUUAUGAAGAAAUACAAAAUGUUUUGCAAAAAAUCGACCAUAAAUUUUAUCAAGGUGAAGAAACUGGUUCAUCUGUUACACAGUUUAGGAAGAAACGUGGAAUAUCUGAAUUUCAUGGAAUUAUCGACAAUAAUUAUGUGAUUGAACCAUUGCCCAAUCAUCUUCGUAAACGUCGUGAUUUGUCGGAAACAAAUUCUUCAAUCUUUGAGAGUGAUGCCGAAGGUUUCAUAAAUGCUAAUGAACAUAUAAUUUAUAAACAAAAAUUUAAUAAUGCUUCCAAACUUCCUGCACAUAAGCUGGUCGAUGAUGAAAUUAUAAAAAUUAAAAGUGUAUCUCGACGAGAAGUUAAAGUGACUCCAGACAUUGUGUAUCCGGAAAUUAUGCUUUACGUUGAUGAUAUAAUUUUUAAAAAAUACAAUCAUGACGUGGUAAAAGCGUUACAAUAUAUUUUGAGUUUCUGGAAUGAAGUUGAUUCAAUAUACAAACAAAUGGAAAAUCCAAAAAUUCACAUCUACAUGAGAAAAAUAGUAUUUCUUAAAGAACCACUACCAUUCAUUAAAAAAGCAACCAACAAUUUGCCCGAAGGAAGAAUAAAUGUCUACAAAUGUUUAAACGCAUUUGCUACACAUUUAAAUAAGGAACAAUUCUUUCGACCAAUGGAAGAUUAUGAUAUAGGUUUGUUGAUGUUUAGAAGAAAUCCUGUAGAUGUAUGUGGUUUGGCCUAUCUUGGUACAGUGUGUAAUAAUAAUAAUGAUAAUCAGAUAAACUAUAGUUCCGGUGUAAUGGAAAAUUGGAGUGCCGAUAUUGGUUAUGCAGGGAUUCGUACUGCCGCUCACGAAUUAGCUCAUGUCUUGGGUACAGAUCAUGAUUUUAAUGAUGUAACGGAUUGUUUGAAUGAAGACGGCUAUCUUAUGAAUUCGAUUCAUGCUCGUAAAAACAUAAGGUUGUUGUCCCGAUGUUCGAAAGAUAGUAUUCGAUCAACUUUAAGUAAAGAUUUUACGAAAUGCAUUCGGAAUAAUCCAGCAGAAUAUGAAGAGAAUUUAAAUUCGAAUACAAAGGCACCAAUUACGAGUGAUUCUUCAACAUCAACGGAUUGCGGUAAUGUAAAGUGUUCAACUGAUGAAACAUGCAUCAAUGGAAAGUGUACAAUUACAAAUGAAGCAGAAAAUAACAAUGAUGAAAACCUUUUGUCAAAAGAUUUUGCCUUGUGGUUUGAAAAAUCCCAAGCUGAAAUUUUUAACAUUCUUUCUACCUCAUAAACCUAAUUGAAUCCUAA